This is a messenger RNA of Dichomitus squalens LYAD-421 SS1, 1695 nucleotides long. RefSeq lists its product as uncharacterized. The transcript has 3 exons. The record is from RefSeq and is a predicted model, not a curated record. Lineage: Eukaryota; Fungi; Basidiomycota; Agaricomycetes; Polyporales; Polyporaceae. Gene Ontology annotation, molecular function: nucleic acid binding. Bases 1 to 1695 code for a protein of 564 amino acids.
AUGCUCUGGGGAUAUGUGAAUGGUGCUGGGUGGCGUCAGGCAUCAUACAUGGCUGCACAGAUGGAGGGGAAGGGGCUCACAGGCAAGGGCGACUAUCGGGCUCGGAAACUCCGUCAAUGGUGCCAUGCGUUCAUUGCCGAUCGACACGAUCUCCCCGUGAACUUCAAGGCGACCUGGAACUCAUCUGCUCUGGAAAACGAGGAGUUAGAAGGUGCACUUUCUGACCAUCUUCAGCGCAUCGGAAAGCACGUACGUGCCUUGGACAUCGUGGAGUAUCUCGCCGACCCUGCUGUUCAGCAGCGCUUUGGCCUUACGGAAACCCUUUCCCUGUCGACGGCUCAUGGCUGGAUGCUCCGGCUUGGCUAUCGCUGGGGGAGGGUGGCAAAUGGACAGUACAUCGAUGGACACGAACGAGAGGAUGUUGUACAUUACCGUCAGAAUGUGUACCUCCCCACCCUCAAUGCCCUCCGUCCACAGCUGCGACAGUACGAUGCCCAUGGAAACGAGGUCACGAACCCGAUGCAAUCGCUGCCUGAAGACUCCGCUGCUACAGCUUCCACCGGUCCUCCAUCUCCUGCACACUCUGCCCGGCUAUGCUUCUACGAUGAGUCGAUCUUCUAUGCAAAUGACCGCCGCACGAUUCGCUGGAAGAAUGUGAGGGAGAAGUCGGUACCGCAGGCCAAGGGAGAGGGGGUCUCGAUGAUGAUCUCAGACUUCUUCACGGCGGAGGAUGGCUGGCUGCAAUCCCGUGACGGUGAGACGCACGCAUGCAUUGUCAUCCGUCCUGGCGCUAGACGUGACGGCUACUUUACCUCGGACAAUGUCCUCAUGCAGUUCAAGCACGCAGCCCGCAUCGCACGCGAGAACUGGCCUGAUGAAGAUAUCUACUUCAUUGUCGACAAUGCCCCUACCCAUACCAAACGCGCCCCUGAUGCUCUCUCUGCUCGGAAGAUGACCAAGGGCCCAUCACGCAACUUCGGUGUCGAUAUCCCCCUCCUGGACAAGAAUGGCAACCCUGUCAUUGGUGGUCCCAAGAACAGACCAAUGAAGACAAAAAUCCCCAUGGCCAAUGCGACAUUUCCUGACGGCACUCCACAACCUCUGUAUUACCCCAACGACCACCAGGAUCCUGAGCUUCGCGGCGCCUUCAAAGGCAUUGUACGUCUCUUAGAUGAACGUGGCAUCUCUGGCUCGAACCAACUCCCUCUCGAGUGCCCGCACUUUCGCUGCCCUUCACCCCCUUCGGAUGUCCUUCCAGUCGACCAUUACCUCCAGAACCCAUGCUGCUGCCGCCGGCUCCUUUACGAACAGCCUGACUUCCGCAGUGUCAAGAGCUUGCUCAAGCUCGAAAUGGAGGCUUGCGGCGUCCAUGUCCUUUUCCUCCCGAAAUUUCACUGCGAGCUCAACCCGAUUGAACAGUGCUGGGGCUAUGCGAAGAAUAUCUACAGACGCUUUCCAGACUCAACAAAGGAGGCCGACCUCGAGAAGAACAUGCUUGCUGCUGUCCAUGCUGUACCUCUUGCUUGCAUGCGCCGGUUCUCUACUCGAGCACUCCGCUUUGCGGACGCGUACACGAAGGGUCUCAACGGCAAGCAGGCAGCGUGGGCAAGCAGGAAAUACAAGAGCCAUCGGGUGAUUCCCGAGACCAUUUUUGAGGAGCUCACGAAGGCGGGUAUCUUAGAUGAGUCGUUCUAA